Messenger RNA from Nicotiana tabacum (common tobacco), 2290 nucleotides. The record is from RefSeq and is a predicted model, not a curated record. Lineage: Eukaryota; Viridiplantae; Streptophyta; Magnoliopsida; Solanales; Solanaceae.
AUUUUGUGUCAUUUCUUUAGGUUAAUUUUCAACAAAUUUCCUCUUAUCUGGGCCAACAAGAGUUGGAAGGAAAACGAGUGCCACGGAUGGUUUCUGGAAAGACAUUGCCCUGUUUUCCACCAUGGGAUUUUGCUUCUAGGGCAGGAGGCUAUGUCAGUGAUCGAUUUCUUUCUGGACUUCGUCCCCAGGAGUACUACUUUCAUUGCAUGGCUGGUCGUGAAGGAUUAGUUGAUACUGCUGUCAAAACAUCUCGCAGUGGAUAUCUACAAAGGUGCUUGAUAAAAAAUCUGGAAUCUCUUAAAGUCUGUUAUGAUUAUACUGUCCGUGAUGCAGAUGGUUCAAUUAUCCAAUUUUAUUAUGGAGAAGACGGUGUUGAUGUACAUCGAACAAGUUUUCUCAAAAACUUCAAAGCACUGAAAGAUAAUCAAGAAACUAUUUGCCAAAAGUUGCGGCAAGGACGGAAGCUCAAUUCCUAUAUUGAAAGGUUGCCUGAUGGCCUGGAAGAAAAAGUGAAGCAAUUCUGGGGUAAAAAAGCAAAAAAGUUAGAGAAGAAACUAGAGAAGCGAGUGAAGAAGGAAGAGAUAUCGAAGCAACUGAAAAAGGAGGAGGUGGACUUUCUAGAAUUAGUGGGACAAAAAUACUUCUCAAGUUUGGCAGAUUCAGGAGAGCCAGUUGGUGUCCUUGCUGGUCAGUCUGUAGGUGAACCGUCAACCCAGAUGACACUGAACACUUUUCAUCUUGCCGGCCGUGGAGAAAUGAAUGUCACUCUUGGAAUUCCACGUCUUCAGGAGAUUCUGAUGACUGCCUCUGAUGCUAUUAAGACUCCCAUCAUGACAUGCCCCUUCCUUGGCUGGAAAUCAAAGGAUGAUGCCCAGUCUCUUUUGGCCGAAGUGAAGAAGAUCACUGUCGCUGAUAUGAUUGAGAGUAUGGAAGUUAAUCUUUUGCCACUGUCAAUAUACAACCAUCAAGUUUCUCAACUUUACAAGCUCACAGUUAAGCUCAAAGAGCACGAGUUUGUGUCAUCAGAAGAUUGUGAUUAUACCCUAAAAUAUGUGUUCUUAAGGGAGUUGGAGGAUGCAAUAGAAAGUCAUUUGGCCUUGCUCUCUAAAAUUAAUGGUAUAAAGAACUUCAAGUCAAGCUCAGAUUCAGUGGCUUCACAUGAGACUGAAGAAAAUGCUUCCAGCACCAGACAUGAAGAAGAGAUGUUGGAUGAUGAUGAUGAAGCUGAGGACGAAAGAACUGAAGAAGAUCUUAGUUCAGAUGCACAAAAAAGAAAACAGCAAACCACUGAUGAGAUGGAUUAUGAUGAUGGUCCUGAAGAUGAAGCUAGUGAAGCUGAGACCACUGCUGAAGUUGAAGAUGAGAAAAGUGACCAAACACACGAGAUUGGAAAUGGGGAUGAAGAGGAAACUGGAGACCAUGGCAAUGAAGAGCAAACGACUAAAUUGCACUCUGAGGAAUCAAAUAUCAAAACAGCUAAGUCAAAGACCAAAACAACUGUCCAACAGAAGAAAAAGAAGGAAACACGUAGCAAAAAGGAUUCAGACAGGUCUGUCUUUAUUGCUGUGGAGGGAUUGCAUUUUGAGGUCCACUUUAGAUUCGUCAAUGAACCUCAUAUCUUGUUAGCUCAGGUUGCCCAAAAGACUGCAAAGAAAGUAUAUAUUAAGAACGCCGGUAAAAUCGAGCAAUGCAGAAUGGUCAAGUAUGAUGUUAGUGAAAAUACUGUGAUGUGGGAUGUAAAGCAAAUAAAGAAUCAAAGCCAAGACACUGAUUCUGCUUAUUGGGCCCUGAAGGCAGCUGGAGUAGAUUUUGGUACCUUUUGGGAAAUGCAAGAUGACAUUGAUGUUAAUCGAAUAUACACAAAUAAUAUUCGCUCUAUGCUGAAUACUUAUGGCGUUGAAGCUGCUCGGGCAGCAAUCAUACGAGAGGUUAAGACUGUUUUUGGAAUAUAUGGGGUUGAGAUUGAUUUCCGGCAUUUGAGCCUAAUAGCUGACUACAUGACUCAUACGGGUGGAUACCAGCCAAUGAGCAGACAUGGAAGCAUAUCCGAGUCUUUGUCACCGUUCCUUAAGAUGUCUUUUGAAACGGCAUCAAAAUUCAUAGUUGAAGCAGCAUCUCAUGGUUUGACUGACAACUUGGAGACACCAUCCUCCAGAAUUUGCCUAGGGUUGCCGGUGAAAAUGGGUACCGGUUGUUUUGACAUAAUGCAGAAGCUAGAUAUUUGAUGUAAUAACCAUAUGAUAUUAUUAUUCGCUGAGUUUUCAAUAUAAUUAUUUAUUAGUGAUUUUCA